AUGACUACAAAAGGAAUCGCACGCGGCUAUGAUUACAUGAACGAGUCAUCAGUUAAUGAACAUAUUCUAUGUCCUAUUUGUUCACAUCCAUUGAUCGAUCCAGUAAUUACUCCAUGUGAUCAUAUAUUCUGUAAAGCUUGUAUUAAAUCUUGGAUUGACAAAAAAUCAGAAUGUUAUACAUGUCGAAAUGGUGGAAUCUCUUCGAAAGUUCUUCAUCCGGCUAAUCGUAAUGUAAUACUAAUGCUUGACAAAAUUCUUGUUCGAUGUUUGGCAUGUGAUGAAGAAAAUAUUCUACGAGGUGAAUUUGCCAGUCAUUUGGAAAACCAUUGUGUCUAUCAUCCACAGAAGUGUAUUGCUAGUGAUCUCAAAUGUCCUUGGGUUGGAUUAAGAAAUCAAGUGAAAGCUCAUCAAGCUGUUUGUGUUUUUGAAAUGUUGAGACCAGCUCUUGAAGACAUUAUGACACGACUUCAAGUCAUUGAGAAGGAGAAUAAGACUCUUCGAUUCGAAAAUCAUGAUUUAAAAGAAGAACUACUAGUUUUAGAGCGUAAUAAUGGCUUCAAAGCUAAAAGAACGAAUGGUCAUGCUGCUGAGUCUCGAGAUCAGCAUAGACAUAUAUUAAGUAGCGACGAUGAUAGAGAUGAAUCAACUCACAACAAGAGCGAUCAUUUGCCAGUUGUUCAACAGGUAAUUAUAUCAGAGUAG
Messenger RNA from Rotaria sp. Silwood2, 702 nucleotides. NCBI's taxonomy places the organism in Eukaryota, Metazoa, Rotifera, Eurotatoria, Philodinida, Philodinidae. The record is from the annotation of a GenBank genome assembly.